This is a messenger RNA of Peronospora matthiolae, 381 nucleotides long. Lineage: Eukaryota; Oomycota; Peronosporomycetes; Peronosporales; Peronosporaceae. The record is from the annotation of a GenBank genome assembly.
AUGGAGGUGGAGGAGGAGGAAAGACGCUCUCCACACGAUCAUGUGGAUCGGUGUGUUCCCGAGAGCUUCUUUGAUCGCGUAACGCAAGGGUUACGCGACGAUCUCGAACAUGAGCGGAAUAGGCGUCUCCAAAUGGCGGACACUGCCUCGAAGCAUCGAGCUGAGUUUGCCUUUGCUCAGCUUGAGAACGAGAGAUCUCUGACAUCUCUUCGUGACGAGCUAAGGGUAGCUCGUGGGAUUGUUGAUCGGUCUCGGGAUGAGGUAGCUGCUCUUCAGACCCUUGUUGAUGCCCACCAUCGGGAGCACAAGGCUUUCUGCGAGAUGCUUGAGCGCAAGGGCAUUCUUCAUCGGAAGAAGCAGCGUACUGAUGGUACGGCUUAA